CUACUUUGUAAAUACAUACUGUACAUAUAGCGAGAUGAGUACACAAACCCGUUCUGGAGGUGGCGGCGGUGGCGGCGGCGGCCGUAACAAGUCCAAGGCCAAACAUCAUGAAAACAAGGAAAAUCUGGCCAAGGACGAAGGACAGAACCAGUCACAGCAGUAUCCGAAAGGUGGUGGUUCGGCCGCGAACAAUGUCAGUGGAAAUGAUGGGUCAGCUGGUACUGGUGUUUCCGUUGGCGGUGGCAAAGGAGGCGACCAUCAUAAACAGAAGGGCAGCGCAGGCCACAAGGGCACAGAUAAUGCGGCACCGAAGGUUGUUGAUGUGAAGGAAAAGCAGCAGAAGGAAACCGGUGGCGGCGGUAAUGCCGGCAGCAACAACGAAAAAUCCGGCGGUUCUACAGGAGUGUCCUCCAGUGCUGGUGGGGCCGGUACCGGUGGUCCAUCCGCUACUCACACUGCGGUAAAGGCAAAGCAACCGACCGCCGAACAGAUCCGCAUUGCUCAGAUCACAGACAUCAAGAGCGGCAUGGAUGAUCCGAAGAUUCAGGAGAAAAUCCAAAGCCUGAUGGAAACGACGCAACGCUCCGAGGAGGAGGUGUGCUGCGCGCUACAGGAGUGUGACAGCGAUCUCGAUCGGGCGGUCAUCUUUCUGCUUGAGACGCUCCCGGUCGGUGCGUUUGCGACUACGUCCAAAAAGAAAAAGAGCAAAUCUCAGGCGGCGGCUCAGAAGGACGGUGAUGACGGUGACUGGGAUACGGUUGGGCCGGUUACCGUCGGUGGAACCGGUGUCCAGCUCGGUGGCAUCAAUGUGGAUCUGAAGGAGCAGCAGCGCCGCGGUGGCAAUCGGGGCGGCCCGGGCAACCAACGUUCCGCCGGUGGUCCUGGUCGUGGUGGCCGUGCGGGAGGCUAUCGUGACGGUGGUGGCGAUCGUGAUCGGGAUCGCGACCGUAACGGUUACGAUAAGGGCGGGGAGGGCGGUGGCUACCGUAACCGGGCGGGAGGUGAUGGAGGUCGUAUGCGGGGUGGUCGCGAUGGCGGUGGUCCGGGUGGUCCGGGUCGCGGUAACUACGGAUCGCGAGGUGGUCGUGGCGGUGGUCCGCGGCUUGGCACUCGUGGGCCGGGAUCGCGGGACCAGAACCGAGGCUCGCGGAUGAUGAACAGCGAUCAUCAGGAGAUCGACUCAUGGGAGCCGGUCACAACGCCGGCAAACGCAAACGAUCUCAAGCCGGAGGAGUGUACGGCGUUCACCGAUACGUGGGGCGACUGGGACAACGAAGAGUAUACGGGUUCGUUGUCGGAUACCAAAGUUUUUACGGCAAGCAGCACUGCGGGAACGGGCCCAACUACUGCACCAGGCGCACAGCAGCAGCAGUCGCAGCAGCAAUCCACGCAAACAGGCGUACCAACGGCGGGUUCCAAUGCCACGGAGCUAGCGGCGCCGCCGGGAUUGGAGCAGCAGGUGCUAAAUCCACCGCCGCCCAAAGACACGGAGCUGGUGCAACAGUACAGCACGACCGUCGUGUCGAGUACGGCUACUGCUGCGGUAGCGGCCGGUGGUGCCGGUACUGGUGGUGUGGCUGGCGUUGUGCCUCAGUAUUCGGAUCUGCACGCAGGCACACCGAACGCUACGACGGCCGCCCAGCACCUGCGACAGGCACUCGACAUGCCACCGAUGAACACGUCCUCAUCCCUCUCUGCAGAACAAAGUCAGUAUUUUAGCACAUUAUCAUCUCAGAAUUCCAAUCUCCAGCCAGCGCCGGGCGCCGUCGGUUUCCAGCAGGGCGCGCAGCCGGGCACGGGCCCGUCGCAGCAGCAGCAACCCGCAUCCGUAUCGCAAGCGCAACAGCCCCAGCCGCCCCAAACUAAUUCCGUGCAAUAUCCGACCGCUUACGUUGGGGGAGCGAACGAAGCGGUAGCCGGGGCACCGACGAGUUAUGCGGCGGCGGCCACCCAGCAACCGCCGGUGCGGCGGCAGCAACGAGCCAGGGUACCGCCACCCUCGAAGAUCCCAUCCACUGCUGUCGAAAUGCCGGGCGACAAUAUGAACAACAUUGGCUACCUGGAUGUGCAGUUCGGUGGCCUUGACUUCGGUGCGGACGAUUCGUUCGAUGCGGUGGUAUCGGACAAGUUUAACACCACCGGAGGUAGCGGAGGAGGCGGUGGUGGUGCGGGUGGCGUCAUGGACCAAUCGUCGUCAGCCGGACAGGCUUCGGUGGUGUCGCAAGCGACACAGUCGGUCGGUCAGCCCCAGGCGUCCCAAACCCAGACUGUGCAGCAGCAGCAAGGUGCGCAGGUGCCGCAAGCAUCGGUCGGUGUGCAACCUCCACCAACGCAAAGUCAGUUGCAGCAGCAACAGGUCGUUUCACAACCUCCGCAGCAAGCCGUCCAGCAGCCGGAUGUGAAUGACUACCAGUCGAAGGUUGGCGGAGGUGUGGUCGCGGGUAGCGUUGUUGUGCCGAACAAUUUGCAGCCGAAACCGUCCAACCUGCCCGUCGCACCCGGUUUGGCAUCGUCGCAGAUUAUGCCGGGACAGGGUGGAGCGGAAGCGCUUUCCGCUCAGAACGAUGCGCUUACCAACAGCUACUCGCAGCGCAACAAUGCAGCGGGUUCGGUGUCCACGUCCGUUAGUGCGGGUGUAAACUCCAUGAGCAAUGCGGCAGCGGCGCUUGAUCAGCUGACGAAAUCGGAUCCUUACGGUCAAUCGGCCGGUACAAACACGGCACUGACCGGUGGCUACCAGAACGCACCUUACUCGUCUACGCAAACGAAUAAAGCGCAGUCGUAUCCUCCUACCGGUGCGCCGCAAGCGUACAACAACUUGAGUUAUUCUACCAACCAGGUCACGAAUGCCUAUCCUCCAUCGACGAAUAACUACGGUUCGUACAACCAGGGUAAUGUGAAUGCUUACCAGCCGCCCAGCAAUAGCGUGACCAACAACGUUGUACCGAAUAACAACACGGGCAACUCCGUCGGUGGUGUGUCGAAUCAAUCGAACCUGCCGGUCAACAAUAACGCCGUGAACAGCAGCUCGAACAAUAAUUCCGGUGGCUACCUGUCCAGCCAGUAUCCCGUUAGCCAGACGUCGUCUGCCUUCCCGUCACAGCAGAACUAUCAGAACAGUUCGCAGAACGUGUACGGAAAUGCCGGACUCAGCGGCAACACAGGUGUGGCAUCCAGCACGGUUUCGAACAGUAGUACGAAUAAUUCCAACAAUAAUGUAACCAGUUCGUCUUCGCUGCCCAUCAGUUCCGUGGUAUCCACGACAACGAAAAGCAGCACUAGUACCAGCGGCACGGGUGUGGUUACCAACAUGCCAUUGGUUAAUCCGUACAUUCAGGCACCGGGAAUGCCAUUCUAUCAGCAGGCCGCUGUCUAUUCGUACGAAGAUCUGCAGCUAAUGCAGCAGCGUCUGCCGCACGUGCCUGGCUUUUACGACAUCAACUACCAGACGCCUACGAGUCUCGGCGCGGCCGGUGUACGCGAUGCGAACCUCGGUUCCGUCGCGUACUCGACCAUGUCCGAUGGUCGGUUCACGCGAACCGACAACAACUCGUCACCUGUUAGUAAUGUUCCCAGUUCCUUGUCCCAACAAACAGGGUCUGGUGGUCCUAUGUUGAACCUGCCAUACGCUUAUUUUUACGGCGGCAAUAUGAUGCCGGCCAGCGGCUUCCAAUAUGGCACACCUGUCUAUCCUCAACAGAUGCCCACAAACGCGGCAACAUCCGGCGGUCAGUUCCAGAAGCCUGCGUAUAACACGGGAGGAUAUGGUUCGGCAACCGGCUAUGAUACGCUCGGUCAAUCGGGGCAGGACUAUAACAAGAAUGCCUACCAAGCGUCGAUCGUGGGACAACAGCAAUCGAAGGGUCAAACGGUGGCCAAUCCGCAGUCCGGCACGGGCAGUGGAUCCGAUAUGGCACCGUCAAUGUAUGGUAAAAAUCAUGUGGCAAUUAACAAAGUCAAUUAUGACAAACAAUCGUUCCAUUCUGGAACUCCGCCGCCGUACAACAUUGCCGGAACACAGACGGCUGGAACUACUUCCGCACAACCCUACGGGCAGCAUCUGGCGUACAUACCAACGAUGGCUACGCAUCACAAUAUCAACAUGCAUCAAAACAUGCAUCAGGAUUCCAACAGCAGCGGUCAAAGACCACAGACUAACAACCAGGGAAAGACUGGCAGCAAGCAGCAAGGCUACUCUUCGUCUACUUAUUGGACUGGGCAGAAUUAAAAUCGUGAGGGAAGGGAAAUAGCAACAGCUAGAACAGAAAGCGCUAUAAUAAUGUAAAAAAAACAUGUGGUAGUGUGUUUUCGAUAGAUUCUUUCCAAUAAUAAACAAAACAGCAACACACAUCCAAAAACAAAACACAAUUGAAAAAAAACACACACACAGACACACUUACACAAACAUACAUACGGACCGAUGGAAAGGACAACAAAAAGGGAUAUGGCAAAAACACAGCAGCGAUCGAAGCGAUUAAAAACAGUACGUGUGUGAGAGAGAAAAAGAGAGCAUGCAGGUGACAGAGAAGGAUAUAGGAAAGGACAUAAUAUAUUUAGUGUCAGCUGAUCAUCGGUGUCCGUUGAUCUCUUAUACGGAAGGAAUGGUUCCAUUUUACGUUUAUAACUCGCGCAUAACAUACCAUACGCAUAUGCAUGAUACAUAAAACUCGAGAUAGUAUCGUACAUAAAAAAAUAAACCCAUUUUUCAUACAUAAAGACAAGCGGAAGAAGCAAACAAAUACAAAUUUAAAAUACUUAAUUCAAACUCACCAGAGCGAAUGGCCAUUUUUUGUUGUACGAGAGAUGAGAGUGAGGAUCAAGGGUCCGGUGACGACGAGAGCCUUAACUAUUUGCUACUAAUUAACGCUUUAAACGAGACGCUGGUUUUGGUUUCCCUUUUUGUGUUUUAUCGUUGUUGUGUCCCCAGCAGUAUCCGUGGAUAGUAGAGCACGGCAUUACGGCAAAUGUCGUUAUCGUUUGGACAGGUUCGUUUCUAAUUGGCGGCAAACCGUCCCUUAGGGUUUGUCUUUGAUAAUAGUGUGCGCUAUUUGUGAUGAGAUCUGAUCUAGUUCAUGACACACGGAAAAGAAGGACACUCCUCGCUGGUUGAAGGUGUAUUGUGUCCCUCGUCCUCGCGAAGGAUCGAUUGCUGAUUUAUGUUUAAGUAUGUGUGUACGCGUUUGGAAUAAUUUUAGAAACGUUUUCGUUUUCCUCUAAGUGACAUAACAUAACCGUUGUCAGACGAUAGCAAAUAUCAACCACACUCUAAAUCGGACGCAAACGACUUUACCAUGCAUGUGUGCUUGCUGUAAAUUGGUAUAGAUGCACAAUAAGCAUAUACAAAUUGAAAGUGGAAGAAAGCGAUCCAUGUCGCUUGCACACAUACGCUCACACACACUCACACACCCACACUACGUGAUCUCUGGAAUAUUGAAUGGAGCGAAUCGAUUCGAAUGCUACACUAUCCAUCUUUGUGUUGGAGUAAGGAAUGACGUAUAAUCUGAAUGACUAAUGAUAGAAUAAUGACGAAUCAAAUAAUGAAAUUGGCGCUACAAUACAGACUGAAUCAAUGAAAUCUAUGAAAUUGAGUGUUUCUUUUCCCUGUACGAACUAAAUAAAGAGGCUGGCUGGUCACGCGAAUGGUAAUCAA
Messenger RNA from Anopheles funestus (African malaria mosquito), 5650 nucleotides. RefSeq names its product protein lingerer-like. Gene Ontology annotation, molecular function: protein binding. The coding region runs from base 35 to 4228 and encodes 1397 amino acids. Gene Ontology annotation, cellular component: nucleus; cytoplasm. The record is from RefSeq and is a predicted model, not a curated record. The transcript is spliced from 10 exons. Lineage: Eukaryota; Metazoa; Arthropoda; Insecta; Diptera; Culicidae.